Messenger RNA from Odocoileus virginianus texanus, 1552 nucleotides. RefSeq names its product myomegalin. Gene Ontology annotation, cellular component: centrosome; Golgi apparatus. Gene Ontology annotation, biological process: positive regulation of microtubule nucleation; centrosome cycle; regulation of Golgi organization. NCBI's taxonomy places the organism in Eukaryota, Metazoa, Chordata, Mammalia, Artiodactyla, Cervidae. The record is from RefSeq and is a predicted model, not a curated record. Gene Ontology annotation, molecular function: molecular adaptor activity.
GCGGCGACUUUGUGGUUCUCCAGCGUCCCUGCCCGCCUCGUUCUGACCUCACGGUCAGUAACGUCCGGGCAGGAAGAGACCGGUAGGAGAAGGGUGGCCUCUCCUUUAACGUCCUGUCCAGUCAGGAUCCAAAAAAGAUCUUGAGACGGACGGAGGGGUGGAAAUACGUUAAGGGAAGAGAAAUCCUCGGUGAUUUCCUUAUCUAAAAGCACACUGAAGAUGAAGCCGGCGUCUGCAGGGACCAGGUUCUCCCGGCGCCGGUGAAGGUGGGUGGAGUCCUCGUCAGCAGCUGGAGCCAAAGCAGGCAGCCUGGGCCCGGCCACCAGUGAGAGGCAGCAAGAGGUUUCUUUUGUGAGAAAAUGCUCCAACUGAAGCCUGGGAUGCAUCAGCCCUUGGAGAAGAAGGGAUCUUCUGAGAGGAGAGUGAAUGAGCAGAAGACUCAGCCUGAGAAAGCUGGAUUCUCCUCUAUGUCCUACAGAGAGAAAUAUUCCUUGAUCCAGGAUCAGGCUCGAGAGUUGACCCACCUGCGGGAAAAGAUAAGGAUUGGGAGGGCUGUCUCUUCUCUUCUCAUCCAACAUGUUCAGAACACAGUGAAGAUCUUUGAAGAGCUCCUCAGCAGUAGGAAGAUUGACUAUAACACGGAACAGCAUUUCCGUGAGCAGCUGGCCAAGGGCAGCCAGCUGGCAGAGAGCCUCGCCAGCAAGUUCAACACAGAUGACUGUGUAAAUAAGAAGAAUCAAAGAGAACAGGUGCUGCAGAGACUCAGUAUCUUAAGGGAGAGGCUGAAGAGGGAUAAGAAGACAGAAGUCCUGCAGACCCAACAAGAUGCCCAGCCGCAGACUUGGCCCCAGACCUGCUCCAGCAGCCAUGCCCAGUCCACCACCUGUUACUCCCCUAGCAGCACCUACCUGCUGCUCAAUGAACAGAAAGUGCGCCCUGCAGUGGACAUGGCCAAUGUCAGCCCAGCCACGCCUGCUGAUUCAGCUUCAUUGCCCAGCAACCACUCAGAAGCUGUAUCUGCUCAGCCCUUCUAUCCUUUGGGUGGCACCGCAGAGCAGAGUGGGACACCAGAUGCUGGGCAUCAUGGCAGCAGUCACCCAUGCGAAGAGAUGAAGCCUCAGAAGAUGAAUGCAUCCGGGAACCUAUCCUCCUCCUCCUCUUUGGACCGGCCCAGCUCCAAGCCCUCUGGGGCUGACCUGCUGGAAAAGAAUCUUAUUGAGAUCCAAAACCUGCGCCAGCGCCUGAAGGAAUCUGUAUUCAUCAAUGACCGUCUGCGGGAGAGGCUGGAAUACGUGCUCAGCAAUGCUGGCCAAGGAAAAGGUACUGCACAGUCAGCUUCAGAUGUGUCCCUCGCCACCCCUCAUUUAUACACUGAGAGUCACUCUUCUGGCUCUGGUAAGGACAUCUUGUGACCCGACACCGGGACGGUCUGGAGGAGUGUUUUCCAGAUUCUCCAGUCCUAUUCAACAGCAUUUGUGGGUGUAAACUUGGAGGCAUCAGACAUUAUCUUUAAAUGAAUGGAUCAGAUUAAUAAAUUAUUAUUUAAAAAUUA